UUGGCACGAAUGGUAUAUAAGAACUGAACAAAUAUAUUCCUGUUAAUUCUCUUUGCCUUAUUUGUGUUAGAAGCUGAUCGCAAGAAUUUAUUCGAAUCCAUCAGUGUUUAUGUACGUUUAAGCAUAUUUCCAUGCCUCUGCGGUAGAAUGGAAAACCGGAAUUUACUUGUUGAUUAUAUAUAACUCAGGCAGCUUUUUAGCAAUAAAUUCCUAACUGCACACCGUCAUGCUGCACAUUGUGGUGACGUCCGUGUGCGUCAUUUCCGGUAUCCACGCGCUGUUGGGCAUCAUCAGCGUUAUCGUGGGCAUCAUAUCAAGCAGCCAAUCGGAGGUCUGGUUGGCUCACUGCGUGUCUCCUAUCUGGAGCGGCGGAUUCUUUAUAAUCACAGGUGUCCUGGGGAUAUUUUGUGCUCGAAGGAAGACUUCAUACGUGAUAAUGUGCUUCACAGCUUUCUCUGUCGUUUCUAUGGUCACUGCAGUUGUCAGUAUUCAGCUUCUACGACUUGGACUGGUUAACCACACAACAGAUGGGCAAACCUUUCAAAAACAAAAUAAAGACACCUUAAUCAUUGUUGCCUUGUCACUUGCCGGAAGUGAAAUUCUCGUUUGCUUGGUUUCAACGUUGCUAAGCUGUCGUAUGGCAAAGGUUGCCAAGGAGGAGCUUUGUAAACGGCGCGAAGGAAUGUUCCACGUUAAGGCGGAUUCGGACGAGAACUUCAAUGACGUCACAAUGUCGUCUGCUUUAUCAGAAAUCAAUCUCGAGCUUUGCGGUAAAGAUGACAUAGAAACACAUGUCAUUGAAGAACCUAAACCUACAGAUAACAAAGGAGAUUCCAAUAUCAUUGAGCUUGCAAAUGAAUAUUCCCAUGAUAAGAGCAAAUCGAGUGAUGACAUUGCAAUUCAAAGCAAAGAAGACCUUAAAGACACUGUAAGAAAUCAGCUGAAACUUGACAUAAACGGGAAAAAUAAAGUGCAAGUUUUCACUGUUAAUGUCAUUAAUGAUGGAUCUACUUCCCCUCGACCAGAGACCUGAGAAAAAAAUUCUCGUAGUUAUGAGGUUAAAUGCUAGAAUCAUAUCAAAAUUUCAUCCGAAUCAUUAAAUGGGAAAUUAGCCGGAUACGAUGUAUAGGCAUCAUUUUCAAAGCAUGAGCCAUUACGUUUAGGUUACUGCGUUAGAAACGGAUUUUUCUAUAGAGUUUGAUGGACUCCUUAAGGACUCCUUAAUUAAUCACAACUAUCAAUUCUGAGCAUAUACCUAUUAAUUUCCGUUUAUGGAUGAAAUAACAUUUUUAAUCGUCGGUUUAACAUCAAAAUGUGAACGCUUACAAGGCAUCUAGCAGUCGCUGUAAUGCAGUAAUAAUUGGGCAUUAAGUAAGGAUCAAUCCUGUGAAAUUAUGUGUUCGGCUUCGUUAUUGAAAUAUUGCAAAUUGAUAUUGUAAAGGCCUUUUAUAAGUGCCCGUGCGUGUGUGACGCGUCCACGUUUGUCCGUCCAGUCGUGAAGCCGUGUAUUUUGUUUAUAUUUUUAUUUAGUGUUGUUUAUACUUACGCGUUAUUUUAAUUUAUGAUAAGUUCAACUCGCUUUUGUAAUAUUAUUGUUGACAUUUUGGUUGUUUCAAUUAUCUGUUUUGCUAGUGUUUUUUCUGGUUUCUGUUUUAUAUUUUAAUUGUUUGUUACUUUCCUUGACCUAUGUGUAAACGUAGAGUGUGUUAUUUUUUUUAUAUUUACGCGUUUGUAUAAUAUAUGAUAAGUUCAACUCGCCUUUGUAAUUUUAUAUUUACACUUUGGUUGUGUUAAAUAGCUGUUGUUGUUUUGUUAUAUUGUUUUCUUCUUGUAACUGAAGUUUUAGUUUUUAAUUGUUUACUAUUGUCCCUGUCUUAUGUGUCAAAGUUGUAUAGUUUUUCAAAUAUUUACGCGUUAUAAUAAUUGAUGAUAAGUUCAACCCGCUUUUGUAAUUUUAUUGAUAAUUGUGUUAUCUUAUUAUCGGUGUUAUUUAUUCGGUUUAUUUUGGAUGCUGUUUUAUGUUUUGAUUGUUUGUUAUUGUCCUUGUCCUAUGUGUCAAAGUAGUGUUAAUUAAGAGGCUCUACGCUCGCAGCUUUUAAGUUAUAAUGGGAAGCGCAUUCAUACUUUAUGAGUUGAAAUAAAAUAUUUCAUUUAUUCAUUUCUUUUUUUUUUAAAAAAACUUGAAUUAUUUUAAGUAGUAAAUACUAGUAUAAACCCCUAAGAAACAUGUAUUCAAUGUUAACUUUCUAAUUGUGAAAGUCUAUCCUGCGUUUCAAUGACACAGAAAACGUGUCGCCGUUUUAUUGGAUUGUCUCAAUAGCAGUUCAUGUCCAUUUCUGUGAUACGAGCAGUGCUAAAAUGAUGCUGAUGUAUAUACAUGUAUUGUUAAAUGAAAGACUGAAUGUAAUCUCAUGGUAUUGAAGCCGUCAGCUUUUUACAAGAAUCUGGUGUAUUGAUCAAUAGGUAAAUAAAAUAAACCAUCGCCACGCAUUGCCGAGGGCAACCGUGUAGGUAAGGUUGUUAUGUUGUGGGUGUAUGUACAUAUAAAUACAGCGUCUUAUAUGAGAAGAAUAGAUCUUAAAGUGCAAAAUAUUUUUUUGUGAAAAUUUUUCAUUUGCGUGACAUUGCAUUUGAUUAUCACAAUAUGGCAUUAUGUUUUCGCAACAUUCGUGGUGCUUGAUGUUUCAUAGAUGUUAGAAAUAUCAAACAAAACAAUAAAAUGUAUUAAAAUGAA
Dreissena polymorpha is the source of this 2734-nucleotide messenger RNA. RefSeq names its product transmembrane protein 196-like. The transcript has 5 exons. NCBI's taxonomy places the organism in Eukaryota, Metazoa, Mollusca, Bivalvia, Myida, Dreissenidae. The record is from RefSeq and is a predicted model, not a curated record. Bases 227 to 1033 code for a protein of 268 amino acids. Gene Ontology annotation, cellular component: membrane.